Messenger RNA from Rhagoletis zephyria (snowberry fruit fly), 3792 nucleotides. Lineage: Eukaryota; Metazoa; Arthropoda; Insecta; Diptera; Tephritidae. The record is from RefSeq and is a predicted model, not a curated record.
AUGGAUGAUGGUGCCGCCGCCUGGGAUCUGAACGUCAUCUCCGAGGAAGACUUUGACCAGCUGGCAGUGUACCAGGUGCAGGACAAGUCCACCGAGGAGAUCGAAGCCGUCGUCAAGACUUCGCCCACUCUCAGUCGCGCCGAGGCCAGUCUGCCGCGUAAUCUCAUCCUCAAACCGUCGCGGGAAAAGCAUACUGAUGUUCUUGGUGUUUGGAGCACCGAUUACAUACCCCGAGGCACACGCUUUGGUCCCCUGGUUGGGCAAGUGUAUGCCCGGGAUGGCGUGCCGGAGGAGGCGUCGCGCAAGUACUUCUGGCGCAUCUACACCGGCGCCGCCGAGUACCACUACGUGGACGGCGCCGACGCCGACAAGUCGAAUUGGAUGCGCUACGUCAACCCUGCCUACUCGGCGGGCACGCAGAAUCUGGUCGCUUGUCAGGUGCGGGAAGCAAUUUAUUUCUACACUAUUCGCCCGAUUCGCCCCAACACGCAGCUCCUCGUCUGGUACUGUCGCGAGUUUGCCCACCGCCUCAACUACCCUCUCAGCGGACAGCUGAUGCUCCAGCAGAUUCGUAAGUGAAUUCAGUUUGAAGAACAAACCGCCACCUCGGUGCCGCUGUUCAACAAUCGAAAGCGCGACAGCGAACAGUUUGAACGCAGUACCUCAGUGCUGCCCAAGAAACGCCUCAGUAUGAAACGAAACAGUUCAACAGCAGUGGCGCACUUCACUGACGACGAUGAGUCAGGGAUGGACACGAAGGUGUACGUCGACAAGGCGUUAAAUCACAUACUGAAAGAGUUAAAGCAGAAGAAUGAAAGUUCGGUUGCAGAAAAGGUUAAAAAGGAAGAGGAGGAGGAAGAGGAGGAAGAUGAUGCCAAAGAAGAGGAUGUGGACGAUUCGGCUGACUUUGUGCUCGAUCUCAGCUCCUCAGUGCGCAGAAGGUCACAGGAAGGCGCAAAACCAAGUGAACUGCGUCGUCCAUCCACGCAGAUGUCAUCGGGAUCAGCGAGCAAUCACUGCUUUGAGGGCAGCGCCACCGAAGCCUCCACAGCCGACUCGAGCAAUGAGUUUCGCCGUGUGAAGAUUAAGAUGCCCAAACGAAUUCACGCGGAGCGAGUGGCCAUUGCUGCUGCUGCGGCAGCCGCUGCCGCUGCUAUGGCCAACAAUGGCAACAAUAGCAAUGGCAACACUACCAAACAGUCGCCCAUUCACCGGUCAGUGAUCGUGGAGAACGUGAUGCAGUCGCCCGACAAGGAGCUGGCGCUGGUCAAGUCGCCCACUACGCUGAGCACCGCCGCCCACCUGCUGUCCACCAGUCCGGUGAAGGCCUGCUCGGCGCCCUCGAUGGAGCCUGGAGAGUGUGCAGAGGAGGUGGCCGGUGGAGCUGGAACAACCACAACCACCACCACCACCACUUCUGACAGUCCACAGGCGAAAAGUCCGGGCAAGUCAAAGUCGCAGCAGCAGCUAGCCAACAAUGGCACCACUGCAACGCCGCACUACCCGACGCACUUUAAGAAGCACUUUGGACAGCGAUUUGGCGCCAGCAAUCAAACUGAAAGUUCGCCUUCCGCUUCUCAGCCGGCCUCCAGUGGCAAUAAUACUGCUUCCUCAAAGCAGAACAGCAGCACCUCUUCAGGUGGUGAUCACUCACCGAACAGCAGUAAGGGCAACAGCAAGAGCGAUCAUAAGGACUCGGCUAAGAACGGCUCCUCAUCAGCGAUGGCCGCCGCCGGCACCACUGUGCUCAGUCCCUCCUACAACGGCGGUGGCAACUCUUCAAAGAAUGGCACCGCCAACAACCCCAGCAACAACAGCUUUCUCUACGUCAACAACGGCAUGACGCCGCUCUUCUCCACUGGCCACUUUGACAUCGGCUUCCGCUCACCACCACCCCCAUCACCCUCAUCACCCACAUCACCCUCACCACGGCAGUCUUUCUUCUCAUCACAAUCAACAGCAGCAGCAGGUGGCUCACAGCAGCAGCAGCAGCAGCAGCAGUCUCAGCCUCAAUCUCCCCGCAAUGUACUGAAGAACUCGCUGUACAACACCAACUCACUGAAUGGAGGUCGAAGCAGCGGUGGCGGACUGACACUGCCCUCUGCCUCCAUCUCACCGCCUUCGCCCGCCUCCUCGGUGGCCUCCUCCGUCACUGACAUGCUGCGCAUCAACGUCGACCCUGAGCUGUGCUUCGGCAAUGGCCACCACCACCACCACCAGCACUCGGAGAACGUCAGCCCGAACGGCAGCGCCACUUCGGGCACCUCUCGCGGUUACCGCUCCUUGCCGUAUCCCCUGAAGAAGAAGGACGGGAAGAUGCACUACGAGUGCAACGUUUGCAUGAAGACCUUCGGCCAGCUGUCCAACCUGAAAGUGCACCUGCGCACCCACUCCGGCGAGCGGCCCUUCAAGUGCAACGUCUGCGAUAAGAGCUUCACCCAGCUGGCCCACCUGCAGAAGCACCACCUGGUGCACACCGGGGAGAAGCCCCACCAGUGCGAGGUCUGCAAAAAGCGCUUCAGCUCCACCAGCAACCUCAAGACGCACCUGCGCCUGCACUCCGGCCAGAAACCGUACGCCUGCGACCUCUGUCCGGCCAAGUUCACCCAAUUCGUCCACCUGAAGCUGCACAAGCGGCUGCACACCAACGAGCGCCCCUACACCUGUCAGACGUGCGGCAAGCGGUACAUCUCCGCCUCGGGGCUGCGCACCCACUGGAAGACCACCAACUGCCAGCCGAAUGCCGUCCAGAGCGACCUCAUCGAGAUGGAGCUGUCGAGGGCGGCGGCGGCGGCCGCCGUCAACGGACUGCCCAGCCUGCGCGGCUCAGACGACUACGUCGACGUCGAUGACCUGGAGAAUGACAUCGACGACCUGGCGGACAUUGAACACCAGCCCAUCGACGACGAGCUGAUGGCGCAGAUUGAGGUGGGCGUGCGAACGGCCAUUGUCGACCACCACGGUGGCGGGGGCGGGGGUGGCAAACAUCACAACGGCGGCCACCACCACCACCACAGUCGUGGAGAUAGACACAACCGUCGGCUGCGUGGCCUCUCUGGCGGCUCACUGGACGACUACGAGGACGAUGAGGAAGAGGAAGAGGAGGAAGAGGAGGACGAAGAUGAUGAGUUCAACGAGUACGAGGUGGACAGCUUGGCGAUGGAGAUUAAGAACAACCCAGGGCUGAAAAGUGAGCUCAUGUUUGGCCUGAAACAGAAACAGCAGGGAAAGCAGAAGGAGUACAAGUCGCCGAAGAAGUCCGCAGGUCUGUUGUUGCUGAACGGUGGCAAAGAGGACCACCGGGUCGCCGCCCUCCCCUCUGGCGACAACAACAACAACAAUGAAAAGGAGGAGGUCGCCAAGGUGGUGAAGGAGAUGAUGGCCGAGGAGAUGAUCAUGCCAAAGAAAGCCUUCGUGCUGAAGUACGAAAGCGAGGAGGCGGAAGAGGAGCUGCGCAACAUCAAGAAGGAGAAGGAGAAGGCGGCGGCCAUUGCCGCAGCAGUUGCCGUUGCCGAUGCCGUCAAGCAGGAGGAGGAGGAGGCGGCGGAGAGUAAGCAGAGUAAGCGAGCCUCGCCUUCUAGCCUUCGAGAGGACCAGUUCAGUCGCGUCUUCAGCCCUCGACCGGGCGCCACCGGGAACUGCGGCAGCUCUGCGAGCGCCAACCCGGCGGGCAGCGCCAGCGCCUGGCUCAACUCGGCGGCCGCCAUCACCGCCAACUUCAACGGCAGCUCACUCUCCGGACCUCACGGACCUUCCUCCGCCAAGCACCUCACCAUUCUCAAUCACGCCUAA